This is a messenger RNA of Fukomys damarensis (Damara mole-rat), 1596 nucleotides long. RefSeq names its product sodium- and chloride-dependent transporter XTRP3B. The coding region runs from base 247 to 1440 and encodes 397 amino acids. Gene Ontology annotation, cellular component: membrane. The transcript is spliced from 6 exons. Lineage: Eukaryota; Metazoa; Chordata; Mammalia; Rodentia; Bathyergidae. The record is from RefSeq and is a predicted model, not a curated record. Gene Ontology annotation, molecular function: L-proline transmembrane transporter activity. Gene Ontology annotation, biological process: sodium ion transmembrane transport.
AGGGUGUGGGGGCAGAGGUCCUGCAGCCCUGGGGGACAAUGCCAGCAGCAGGGCAAAAGUGGCAGGGAGGCAGCGAGGUGGACCCGGCCAAGCAUGAGGUCCAGGCCAGCGAGGAGGGACUGUGUCAGAGCCCCGUAGGGAGAGCAGAUUCUGGGGCUCAGCACGUGGAAAGGCAGGGAGAGGCACAGGGCCUGGGGUGCAGGAGAAACCUGGAGCCCCUGUCCUGCAGAGGGAGGAGCUGCGGGGAUGGAGCCACCUUCGGCUCAGCGGGCCUCCCUGGCCAAGAAUGAAGAGCCGCAGUCCUGGGGGAGCCCUUGUCAAUGCCCCAAGCAGAGGGAAGCAGAGGACAUCGAGCCUGGGGCUGAAGAGGCCCGUGCACGAUGGGGGCACCCGUUGCAGCUCCUGUUCGCCUGCAUCUCCUACGCCACACAGAUCUUCUCUCUCGGCCUGGGCUUCGGCAGCCUGAUCGCUUUCGCCAGCUACAACGAGCCCUCCAACAACUGCCAGAAGCACACCAUCAUCGUGUCCCUCAUCAAUAGUGCCACCUCCAUCUAUGGCUUCAAGGCCACCUUCAACUACGAACACUGCUUAGAUAGGGUGAUUCUGCUGCUGACCAAUUCUUUUGACCUGGAAGAUGGCUUUUUGACAGCCAGCAACCUGGAGCAGGUGAAGGGCUACCUGGCUUCCACCUACCCAAGCAAGUACAGCGAGGUCUUCCCACUCCUGAAGAACUGCAGCCUGGAGUUGGAGCUGGACACGGCGGUCCAGGGCACAGGCCUGGCCUUCAUGGUCUACACGGAGGCCAUUAAGAACAUGGAGGUGUCCCAGCUGUGGUCGGUGCUCUACUUCUUCAUGCUGCUGAUGCUGGGCAUAGGGAGAGUGCUGGGCAACACAGCGGACAUCCUCACGCCCCUGACCAACAGCAAGGCCAUCUCCAGCCUCCUGCCCAAGGAGGCCAUCUCAGGUCUGGUGUGCCUCAUCAACUGCACCAUUGGCUCGCCGUUCACCAUGGAGGCCGGGAUCUACUGGUUCGACAUCUUCAAUGACUACGUGGCCACACUGUCCCUGCUGCUCAUCGUGCCGGCAGAGACGGUGGCCAUGUGUUACGUGUAUGGGCUGAGGAGAUUCGGAGCCGAGCUGGAGGCCAUGACCGGCCGCGCCCUGGGCUGCUACUGGAAGGCCAUGUGGGCCUGCGUGAGCCCACUGCUCAUCAUCGGCCUCUUCCUCUUCUACCUGAGCGACUACAUCCUCUCGGGGACGCUGCGGUACCAAGCCUGGGACGCCACUCAGGGCCAGCUGGUGACCAAGAACUACCCCGCAUACGCAGUUACUGCCAUCAUGUUGCUCGUGGCCACCUCCACCAUGUGCAUCGCCCUAGUGGCCCUGGUGACUUGCAUUGUGCACCACCUUAAGAAGGGAGACAGGGCCUCCAUAACCUGAGAACUGGACCCCCAGGGAGCCUCCAGCCAGCCUGCCACUGCCUCACUAUGGCCUCCUGGCUUUUUAAAUUAUUUAAGCCCAAAGUACUGCACCUGUCUACUUCCUGAAUAUAUCAUUAGUUACCACAAACUCUUCUCAGCUUCUAACAAUCUUAAC